AUGGCUUCUUCAACGUCUUGUACAAUUCGAUUCGCCAUCACAGCUGCCGCCGUGCUCGCCGUUAUUUAUGUCUCAACGAUUCUCAUUAUUUUCAAUGAUUUUCGCCUUUUUUACAACGAAGCUCUUGAAGAUGUCGCCGAGUUCAACAAAUUCGCCACCGAGGCGUGGGACGAAAUGAUUGCGAUGAAUUCGUUGGCAACAUCGCCUCGCGAGAAACGAUCCGAGUCCAAGUGCGGCUGCAUGAAUCGCGUUAAUAACUGUCCGUCCGGCCCUCCAGGUCCGCCAGGAAUUCCUGGUAACCCUGGCGAGAAUGGGGAAGACGGUGACGUCGGACAACCAGGCCCUGACUUUCCCCCAUUCGAUGUCAAGACCUUUUAUACUCAUGAAUGUAUUCGCUGUCCAGCUGGAGAGCCAGGAUCACCAGGCCCUGACGGUGAAGAGGGGCUUCCGGGGCCGGACGGCCAACCAGGAGCGGACAACUUCAACGAAGGAAGACCAGGAGAACCUGGAGUGCCGGGAGAGCCGGGAGAUGCUGGAGAGCCAGGAACUGAUGGCGAGCCAGGGUCUGAUGGCGCUCCAGGAGCCAAUGGAUCUCGAGGCCAAGGAAUGCCAGGUGCUCCAGGAGUCCCAGGACCUAUUGGAGAAGAAGGUGAGCCCGGCAAGGACGGAGAACCUGGAAUCCCAGGCCCUGAAGGACCUGAAGGACCAACAGGGCCGCCAGGAAAUGACGGUGCGACUGGAGAAGACGGCCCAGACGGAAUGUCUGGAAUCCCUGGAGUGCCAGGAGCUGAUGCCGCUUACUGCAGCUGUCCAGCGAGAAGUGCUCAAUUAUACUACUAA
Caenorhabditis bovis is the source of this 840-nucleotide messenger RNA. NCBI's taxonomy places the organism in Eukaryota, Metazoa, Nematoda, Chromadorea, Rhabditida, Rhabditidae. The record is from the annotation of a GenBank genome assembly.